Brassica oleracea var. oleracea is the source of this 1773-nucleotide messenger RNA. RefSeq names its product protein indeterminate-domain 16-like. Bases 426 to 1577 code for a protein of 383 amino acids. The transcript has 3 exons. Lineage: Eukaryota; Viridiplantae; Streptophyta; Magnoliopsida; Brassicales; Brassicaceae. Gene Ontology annotation, cellular component: nucleus. The record is from RefSeq and is a predicted model, not a curated record. Gene Ontology annotation, molecular function: DNA-binding transcription factor activity.
UGUAUGCAAAGAAGAUUAAACAAUCGAAGACCAUACAAUGCCUUCUCCAGGUAAGGUGCGAGGUCAAUGAAACAAUUAACAUAAAGAAGAAACCUUUUUCCAGGAAAAUAAGAAAAAGAGAGGAAGCAAAGGCAAAAAAGAAAACUUUUAGGCCUCGGAAAAGAGAGCUGAAACAAAAGUUGAUUUCAGAAAGCAAAACCCUUUGUUUCUCCCUCUUAACUCAUCUCCCUUUCUUGCUCUAUUAGAUAAAGCUGAGACAGCACUAUCCACCAAAUAAAGAGAAAACCUCUAAUCUUCACAUGAAAAAACAAAAGAUUCUUCGAUUUUGCUUUUCUUUUUCAGUAGUCACACAGUAAUACAGGUACACUUCUUCCAAUACCACAACCGUUUGAAAAAUAAAAAGAGAUUAUUAUAAACCACAUCCGAUGAUAGACUUCGAGAAAAACAUCAACCAUCCCUCUUCAUCUUCCUCCGAUCUCCUCCUUGCCAUCAAUGGAACCACAGUGAACAACAAGAGGAAACGGAGACCAGCAGGGACACCAGAUCCAGAUGCAGAGGUUGUAUCUUUAUCGCCACGAACGUUGCUAGAGUCAGAUCGGUAUGUGUGCGAGAUCUGCAACCAAGGGUUUCAGAGGGAUCAGAAUCUCCAGAUGCAUAGAAGAAGGCAUAAAGUACCAUGGAAGCUACUGAAGAGAGAGAAGAAAGAUGAAGAGGUGAGAAAGAGAGUUUAUGUGUGUCCUGAGCCGACUUGUCUCCACCACAACCCGUGCCACGCACUAGGAGAUCUGGUCGGAAUCAAAAAGCAUUUCCGCAGGAAACACAGUGCUCACAAGCAAUGGGUUUGCGAUAGAUGCUCAAAAGGCUACGCUGUUCAAUCUGACUACAAAGCCCAUCUCAAAACAUGCGGCUCACGCGGUCACUCCUGCGACUGCGGCCGUGUUUUCUCCAGGGUUGAGAGUUUCAUAGAGCAUCAAGAUACAUGCACCAUCCGGCGACCUCAACCCACCAAUCCCCCGCGUCCUCUACAGCAGAACACAUCGUGCCAUGCAACUCCAUCAAUAACCCUUUCGACCACAAGCAUUGGACCUUUACUCCAUGGACUUCCUAUGUUAAGGCCACCACAAGCGUCCCAUCAACAGGCACUAGCUUCCGCUUACCCUCUCAAUGCUUCAUCAUCUUCUUACGAAAGCCUUCAGCUUCAACUAUCCAUAGGAAUGGCCAAAACAUCAUCAAACCUAAAGAGAAGCGAAAAGGGAGAGAUGAGUUUAGCAUUGGAGAGAGCGAAUGAGGAAGCGAGGAGAGCGGAUGAAAUGAGACAAGAAGCGAAGAGGCAGGUAGAGAUGGCAGAAAUGGAUUUUGAGAGGGCUAAGAAUAUAAGGGAAGAUGCGAAAGCCGAGCUGGAGAAAGCUCAGUUUGUUAGAGAAGAAGCAAUGAAGAGAAUAAAGGCAACAAUCUUGGAGAUCACUUGUCGUUCUUGCAAGCAACUGUUCCAGCUCCCCGUUAUGGCUGAUGAAAGUAAGACGUCUCUUGUUAUGAGUUAUGUUUCCUCGGCGAGAACGGAAGGGGAAUUUGAAUGAUUCUAUACUUCUUCAUAAAUCCCCACAAGGCCGGGCAAAGGGAAAAACAUAAUGGUUUUAAAUGAAAUGAUUGUAUUUCAGUGUUUGCCAUUGUGUGGAUCCAUUUUUUACUAUAUGCAUCAUUUUCUGUGUCCACAGUAAAUUCCGAGAAUUAUUUGGAAUUUAUGUUAAAGAUCUUAUCGGUUAUAAAAAGUUA